AUGCCGUUUACCUUGUGCAUGAUGGCGCCCGGAUUUCACUCGUCCGCAUCCUUCCUUGUUCUGCUGGGCUGCCUUUUUAUUGUACCAGAAUCAGGUGCGCAGAGGCCGGUGGUAACGGUCACAAAUUCCGGCAAUGUGCAAGUUUUCCGGACGGACACAGCCAACCUCAGCUGCAGCUUUGUGUCUUCCGUACCGCUUCCUGUGUACACUGUCAGUUGGUACAAGCUGAACAACGAUGGUUCCCAAGAAGCGCCAUUCCUAGUAUACGUCACCAACUCUCCCGUACAGGAAGACGCCAACAGACUUGCAGAGCUUGGAUUAACGGGCAGGGUGAGUUUUCUGCCGGACCUGACGUCCAUCACCAUCCAGGAGACGGCCCAGCCAGACACCGGCACGUUCCGCUGUGAGGUGGACCCGAUCUUUCCCGGAGGAGGAGUCGCCGCUUCCGUGGACACAAACCUCACAGUAGUGUGCCCCUAG
Molecule: messenger RNA, 480 nt
Organism: Branchiostoma belcheri (Belcher's lancelet)
Lineage: Eukaryota; Metazoa; Chordata; Leptocardii; Amphioxiformes; Branchiostomatidae
Exons: 3
Coding region: 1-480 (159 amino acids)
Source: RefSeq, a predicted model, not a curated record